AGAAUAUGGUAGGAUACUGUGAUAGGAGCGUAGUCUUUAUCUUGAACUUUUAUUUCUAUAUAUGUCUACCUACCUAGAUUAUCUAGUUACCUUAGGUAUGUACAAAUACAGGUCGUCUUAACUAUACGUACCUAUAUAUCCCGAGACAAAACUACGGCCACGGCCUAAUAAGUUAACAACCUCUUAUUUAUUUAUAUACUAAGAGCCACAAACCCAGCCAUGACAUCGCCACCUACCCCCCUAACACAAGAGCAGAAGGACUUCUUCCUCGCGAACGGCUACCUCAAGUUAAGCAACUGCUUCACGCCCGAGCAAGCCGCCUUCGUAACCGAGGGGGUAUGGACGCGCCUGGGCAUGUCGCCGACAGACAAGUCGACGUGGACCAAGGAGAAAACCAACAUGCCGUCGCACCGGACCUUCGACUGCGCCGAGUUUGCGCCCAAGGCGUGGCACGCCAUCUGCGAGCUGUGCGGCGGCGAGGACCGCGUCAACCCCGAGUCCCGGCAUUGGCGGGACUCGCUGAUCGUCAACUUGGGCACGGCGGAGAGAGAGGGCACACCGGUCCCGCCUAAGGAGCUGACGAAUUGGCACGUCGAUGGCGAUUUCUUCGUGCAUUACCUGGAUAGUCCCGAGCAGGCGCUGCUUGUGAUUCCGCUGUUUACGGAUGUUGUUUCGGAGGGAGGGGGGACGAUGCUUUGCCCGCCGGCUAUCGAUCGGGUUGCGAAGCAUUUGUAUGAACACCCGGAAGGCGUAUCGCCGCGCAUGGUACCCCGGGCGCACCCGGAUUUCCCACGCGAGAAGAACCUAGAAUGGUACGUCGACAUCGCGCGAGACUGCGCGGACACCGAAUUCGUCGAGGCGACGGGCGUCGUAGGCGACGUGUACCUGCUCCACCCCCUAAUGAUGCACAGCGCAACGAGCAACGCGCGGCGCGCCGUGCGCAUCAUCACGAACCCCCCGGUCAGCAUCCGGGAGCCGUUCCGCUUCGACAGGCCGAGCGGGGAGGAGGAGUACAGCCUCGUGGAGCGGAAGACUAUGGCGGCGGUGGGCGGGCCGGAGAUGUUGAAGGGGUGGCGGAUCACGACGCCGAGGGAACGGGUGGUCCCGGAAAGAGUGCGGAUUCAGGAGGCGAUGAAGCGGGAGGAGUUGCGUAGGUUGGAGGAGGAGGAGGAGCGGAGGCUGAGACAGGGCAAGGUUGCUGCUGCGGCGGCGGCUUGA
This is a messenger RNA of Daldinia vernicosa, 1218 nucleotides long. RefSeq lists its product as uncharacterized. Bases 220 to 1218 code for a protein of 332 amino acids. Lineage: Eukaryota; Fungi; Ascomycota; Sordariomycetes; Xylariales; Hypoxylaceae. The record is from RefSeq and is a predicted model, not a curated record. The transcript is spliced from 2 exons.